This is a messenger RNA of Amphiprion ocellaris (clown anemonefish), 5517 nucleotides long. It is a transcript of the gene efna3b, whose product is annotated as ephrin-A3b. Gene Ontology annotation, cellular component: plasma membrane. Bases 604 to 1269 code for a protein of 221 amino acids. Gene Ontology annotation, biological process: axon guidance; ephrin receptor signaling pathway. Lineage: Eukaryota; Metazoa; Chordata; Actinopteri; Pomacentridae. The transcript is spliced from 6 exons. The record is from RefSeq and is a predicted model, not a curated record. Gene Ontology annotation, molecular function: ephrin receptor binding.
GGAGGCGAGAAAGAGAGAGGAGAGGACAGAGACGGCUGGCCAGGCUGCUCAACCAGCGUACGAUGGUGGUGGUCGGAGCAGAGUCCUGAACGAGAAACGAAGCUGUGAAUUGUUUGCAGCGAUUCCAAAACCUAAAAAAGAGAGAAAAAGCGCAGGAGAAGCUGGGCGUGCUUUGCAUCUGGGAUCCUUUAAUUGGAAAGGAAAAGAAAGAAGAAACAAGAACAGUUUUUUUGAAGGAAAAAAGAGGCGAGGAGUUGCUUUUUUGGGGGGUAAUAUCUGUUGUUUUAGCGCUUUCUCUGCGCGCCGGACUGUUUUUACGCACGACGCUUGGAGCCACCACACCACCAUCCUCCAGCACUCCUCCGGCGGGCUCAGAGGCAGCGGUUCCCGGUGAGGACGGAGAGGAGCAGGCGGUCAUAAAGGAAGGGAAGCACGGACCGUAAAGCCCCCCUUGUUUGAAGCCCCUGGAUUUGUUGGGGAGGAAGGAGGAGGAGGAGGCUUUCUGCUGGGAUGUUGGAGUCGCGCCGCUUGGAGGGCUGAAGGCACCGAGAGAGUGGCCCGGAGAGACCGAAGGGGACGGAGGCCGAGACGGGAGCCGGGAGCAUGGCUCUGGCAGUGCUGUCUCUCUGGGUGCUAACGAGUCUCACCUGGGCCAGUCAGCUCCAGGUGUCCGCCAACAGGCACUCCGUUUACUGGAACAGCUCCAACAUACAUCUGCGUAGGGAGGGCUACACGAUGCAGGUGAACGUCAACGACUACCUGGACAUCUACUGCCCCCACUACAACGACAGCCAGCGCAUGGUGGGCACCGGCGAGCAGUACGUCCUCUACAUGGUCAGCUACCGCGGCUACCGGAACUGCGACCCCCAGCUGGGCUUCAAGAGGUGGGAGUGCAACCGGCCCCACGCCCCCCACGCCCCCAUCAAGUUCUCCGAGAAGUUCCAGCGCUACAGCGCCUUCUCGCUGGGCUACGAGUUCCACGUCGGCCAGGAGUAUUACUACAUCUCCACGCCCACCCAUCACCACGGACGCAGCUGUCUCAGACUACGAGUUUACGUCUGCUGCUCCACAGCCUCUGACGUGGACGACGAGCCGGAGCCCACAGAACCAGACUACACGCUUAGACCAGGCCUAAAAAUUGACGAUGUCGAUGAAUUUAACCCGUUUGUUCCCAAGCUGGAGAAGAGCGUCAGCGGCAGCAGCCCGUCCAGGGAUCGCCUUCUCCUCACUGUGACGAUGCUCUUUCUGGCCGCCCUCUUCAUCUCCUAGCAACGGCCAUGCCAACAGCGUCACCAUGCCAACUAGCCUUGGGACGGUGUACAGUAUCAGUGGGCGGGAGGAAAGCAGGAGAGUGGAGAGGAAGCGAGAAGAAGACUUUGAAAUUAGAGUUUUGAAGCAUCACAGUGUGUGUGUGUGUGUGUGUGUGUGUGUGUGUGUGUGUGUGUGUGUGUGUGUGUGUGUGUGUGUGUGUGUGUGUGUGUGUGUGUGUGUGUGUGUGUGUGUGAGGGAUUGUGGUUUCGGUGGAGCUGGAAGACCUUCAGGCACUCGGUGGCUCUAUUAAAGCGGGCCCAGGUGUGUGUUUGUGUGUCUGAGCAGGCCACGUUGUCGAGCUUGUUCAAUCAUGCACAACCACACGAAGCAUUUAGAGACGGCGCUGGAACCACCAUCAAAAGAAGACCACCCGAUUGGUAGCAAACAAACAAACAAACAAAAAAAAACAUCCGAAGACUUUUUUCCCUCGGAAUCCGAUUGGCUGUAACACUUCCUUAGGGGCUAGUUGCCAUAGUUUCUUACAAGACUGAACUCAAACGGACUGGAUCGAAUUGAACUGAAAUUGCCUUUUUUUUGUUUUGUUUUGUUUGUUCUCGUCGUCGAAUUCGAUGCUGGGAACUCGGAGGAAGAAAAAAAAAACAAGCCGACGAACUUUACCGGUUCUUUUUGUAGGAAACUAGUCAAAGUAGCUGAUAGUUCAUACACCAACCCCACCGUUUUAGUUGCCAUCUCCACUAUGUGUUGGUCUGCAGAAGGCAACAGGAGUUAAAGAGCAUUUAAUGGGAAAAAAAAAGGAGCUUAGAUGUGCCAUUGAGGGUUUGUCGGUGUUCUAAGUUGCUGUGUUUCUUUCUCCGGUCAGUCCUCCGUCAUCUCCGAGGUUAACGAAGCACACGAUGGAUGGCUACGGUGGCAGCCAUGGAUACACUCAGCAAUACUUAGCCUGGUACACGAACACGUCCGGACAUUAACAAGUUUAAGCUCCGCUCCUCCGGCUUCAUUCUCCGUAAACUCCACAUGUUAGAUGCCACAAUUUUUCUUUUUCUGUUAUAGCGUGUCCAUGAGAGUGAAGAAAAAACCCCAUGUGUUUGUCUUUGAGAGAGAGAGAGGAUAUUUUAAAUGGUACUAACAGCCUGAGAACACAUCCACAUACUGUACAUCUUAUAAAUGCAAAAUAAAAAAAAAAAAACAACAAAAAAUUAUGUAUCUCAAAAACAGAGCAACAAGUUAUACAUACAAAUACCAAGUGCUUUGGUGGGGACGUACAGCAAUUCACAAACAAAUGUACCAGUCGGUUGCUUCAGAAUAGCGUUUCCAUAGCAACUAGCACCUUAUUCACCAUGGUUACCCUACCCUGCCAACAACGGACUCUAGUAGGGGCAUGGCUUACCAUAGUAGCUGAUAGCAGUGAUGAAGGUGAUGCUGAUUAUAAUGAUGGUGAUGAUGAUGAUGGACUGCGAGCCGACCGCCGGGCCACGACGGCGGCUCACCCACCGGCACGUGAGACGUUCAAGUACUCGUGUAAAUGUCAAAAACGGACACAGAAUGGAAAAUUCGAAAUGUCUUGAAAAAUAUGACGAGGUGAAAUGUGAUGUAAGCAUUUUUACAAAGUUGAAGUUCAGUUUUUACUUUGUGGUUGUUUUGUUUUUUCUUUAAUUACAGUUUUUGUUGAGUUCGCUGUGGUAUAUAUUGGGUUAUCUUGAGGGGGAAGACGGGUUUAAAAGUUGGAAAAACGGGCGGGUCGAGCCGUAUGGAAACUUGGGCUGCGAAUCUCUCCACCUUUAAGGUUAAACUAUCUUUAUAAGUUUGUUUUUGAUGGUUUAUAUUUCGUCUCCUUGAGCAACACUCCAACAAUAACACACAAAUAUGUGUUGACUUUUCGGUAAGUGUUACUCAGCCUGUGCAGACUGUUGCAUAAUGUCUGAAACAUGCAAUGAAAUAUGGCCGUGACGUUUGAAAAACAUAGACAGGGAAGGUCCAACAGAAGAUGUCACAGAGUUGCAUAAUGGGAGUUGUAGGAUCCAGCAGUUGUGGUUGCAACACCGCGUCCUGUUCAAUGUAUAGUUUUGACCAUUCUCUUUUAGUUGCCCAAUUUUUUUAAAGGGUAAAACUGACGCGUUUGAAUGAAAGGGUGGAUUUCCACUGCAGGAACUUGAUCUACAUUCCAACCCUCAUCGAUGGUCAUGAGUUCUCAGAUACAGUCGACUAAAAUGAGGGUGGUUGGGCUCAGAAUUGGAGUUAAAAUGAGGAGCUUCCAAGAGCUUGGAGUGGAGUCAACAAACUUGGGAGGUUUUCCAUGCAGGUACCGGGGUAGUACUCACUGGAGGGAGAACAUAUCUCAUCCGGCCUGGGAACGCCACAAGAUACUCCAGGAGGAAACUGGAAAAUGACGCUGGACGGAGGAACUUCCUGAAAAACGUAACUUUAAGCAGUAGAAAAUGGGAAGAAGGAUGGAAUUUGUGGCACAAGGUGGUGUGAACAUUUACAAAAAUGACCACUAAUCAAGACUUAUGGCCUUUUUGUUUCCGUUUCGUUGUCGAAUCCAACAACUCUGCCAUAAAAUUAACCCCUAGUGCACCAAAAGCAAACGACAAAUGGUAGCUACUGGACUUAACUCCGGUUCUUUGAGCGUGUAGGAAGUAGAAAAUAGCGUGAAAACCCCUUGUGGGACCUUUUUUGUUAAUCCUGCCUGUUUACGCUGGAUUUCUCAAUUUGCAAUUUCAAUCGUGUCUUUACUUGCAAUCAAUAACGCCUGCUCAAUAUAAGGUUCCACUGAUUUUGUGUCUCAUCAUGUCCUGCAGGAUAAACAUGUCAUUUUACUGCAUAGUAUUUGAGAAGGGAUUCACACUGGUUGGUAAAAACAUAGCAGAACUACAGUGGUUAGUUAUGCUACGCCAGCAAGUGCACAUUUCAUUUCUCUCAUGUGCAGUAAAAAGUGCUUUAAUUUUGAAGGAAAGUUUACUAAGACCCUGGAGAACAGAGCAGGUGUCGCCUCAAACCAGAGGUUGCAGAUUUUUUCAAUAACUUAGGGAAAACUUGCCUUGCUUUGCUUUUGUAGAGUAAAAACCUGCUUUAUCGUCCUUUAAGCUUCAUUUGUUGACUUGAUUUGACUGGUUGCAGCUAAAUCUUGUUUAUUUUUCGACCACCCACUCUUUUACAAUGAAUAUUUGGUAUGUUAGCCUACACAGUGGAUUUUCUACUGUUGAUGCUACUCGAUGAGGGCAGAAAAAAUGGUGCUUUGUGUCCUUUUAACCAAACACAAGCUCUGCAGAAUGAAUUUUCAGGUCCGCUCAGAAGUUUCUUCCCUUUUUUCUCCCUGAAAUUGGCUCCACCAAGACUCUUCUUGCAGUCAGAACAUGCAUGAAGGUUUGUGUGAUGGUAAACUGGCCCGCGAGUUCCUGCAGUGGAAAACAGCCUGAAGCUACGUCUGCUCCGGGUAGCAUUUAUCUGGUCCAGGAUGCUGAUAUCAUGAAUUCUUCAGAAAAAAUUUGCAAAACAAGAUUUGUGUUGCAACCCCUUUGGACCACCAGGAUUCAGAGAUAUAUAAGAUGUCAUUCUAUUCUACUCUAAAGAAGUUAUUUUCGACCUUGCUGUGAGGUUUUUUUCUUCUCAAUGCAGUCUGGCCGCACACGUGCAACAGAAAGAUGAACAGAAAUGCAGUAGAUCUCGUCACCCAGACGAGACGUGGUGCCUCAUCGUGGAAACAUAAAGAGUCAUUGCAGUGCAGCCCAGGUGCUCGUACGGCUCGCGGUCGGGAGGGCAGGUGAGGAAAGGUUCAGGUGUGGAGGAGCUGGAGGGUCGAAGAAGAGCUAGCAGAGGGUAAAUCACUCUUCAAGAAGUUGCACUUAUGAACUUAGACACGAGCGCAAGAAAAGUGUGUGUGAGUCAGAACUCAUUCCUGGUUAAUCACUUCAUGACUGCAGGAGUCUUUGUUGUCGGUGUGUAAAUGUGUGUGUGAGUGUGUAAAUGUGUGUGUGUGCAGGUGAACGGAUGCGAGAGCGACUGAGUCUUUGUUUCAUGUGUGUGUGUGUGUGUGUGUGUGAGAGAGUGUGUGUGAACCGAUUGUUGUCUGGCAAAGCAACAAAAGCAUUUAAUAGUGUUGGAAACAACAAUUUACAAUCAUGUUUACCUUCGACUGGAAUGACUUUAAAUGAACUUGAAAAUAAACUGUAAACUGAACAAACCAUAACAGAGGUUAUAACAAUGAUCAUGAUAACAAAAAUAAUAAGCUUACAAAUGUUACUUUUA